Molecule: messenger RNA, 2566 nt
Organism: Colossoma macropomum (tambaqui)
Lineage: Eukaryota; Metazoa; Chordata; Actinopteri; Characiformes; Serrasalmidae
Gene: kcnn2
Product: potassium calcium-activated channel subfamily N member 2
Exons: 9
Coding region: 1-1848 (615 amino acids)
Biological process (GO): potassium ion transmembrane transport
Cellular component (GO): neuronal cell body; plasma membrane; neuron projection
Molecular function (GO): small conductance calcium-activated potassium channel activity; calmodulin binding
Source: RefSeq, a predicted model, not a curated record
AUGGGAAGCCCACUGCGGCUGCGGCCGGAGCUCUACUACCACCAUCAGCAGCAUCAGCAGCAUCAGCAGCGCGGGCACCGAGGCAGCCAGGCGAGCGCGAGCCCGAGCGAGCACGCGCCCUCCAGCCAUGCGAGCUGCUCGAGACUUCAUCCUCAGCCUCCUCUUCAUCUCCACCCUCCUCUUCCUCCUCCGCCUCCCGCUGCUGCUCAGUGCGACGCGGCCAUGAGCGGCUGCAGCCGGUAUAACGGCGGCGUGAUGCGCCGCAGCCUGCACGAGUUCGACUCCGAGUCGCAGCCGCUGAGGCCCGCGUGCGCCGGCGCGUGCGCCAGCGACGCCGCGCCGUACCCGGACGUCUCCGUGUCCUCCUCCAAGCCCGACGGAGGAGCAGGAGGAGGAGGAGGAGGAGGCGGGGGCGCGAGCGGCGGCGCGGCCGGGCAGCAGCGCGCCAAAUCGGGCAAGAAGAAGAACCAGAACAUCGGCCAGAAGCUCGGCCACCGCAGGGCGCUGUUCGAGAAGCGCAAGCGCCUCAGCGACUACGCGCUCAUCUUCGGCAUGUUCGGCAUCGUGGUGAUGGUCAUAGAGACCGAGCUCUCGUGGGGGGCGUACGGCAAGGACUCCUUGUAUUCGUUAGCCCUAAAAUGCCUGAUAAGCCUUUCUACAAUCAUCCUUCUCGGUUUAAUCAUCAUAUAUCAUGCCAGAGAGAUUCAGCUGUUCAUGGUGGACAACGCGGCGGACGACUGGAGGAUAGCCAUGACCUAUGAGCGAAUCUUCUUCAUCUGCCUGGAGAUCCUUGUGUGCGCCAUCCACCCCAUCCCGGGCAAGUACACCUUCACCUGGACGGCGCGCCUGGCCUUCUACUACACCUCCUCCAAGACGGACGCGGACGUGGACAUCAUUCUGUCCAUCCCCAUGUUCCUGCGGCUCUACCUGAUCGCCCGCGUCAUGCUGCUGCACAGCAAACUGUUCACGGACGCUUCGUCGCGCAGCAUCGGCGCCCUCAACAAGAUCAACUUCAACACGCGCUUUGUCAUGAAGACGCUCAUGACCAUCUGCCCCGGCACCGUGCUGCUGGUCUUCACCAUUUCUCUGUGGAUCAUCGCCGCCUGGACUGUGAGGGCGUGCGAAAGGUACCACGAUAACCAAGAUGUAACCAGCAACUUCUUAGGAGCCAUGUGGUUGAUUUCAAUCACUUUUCUAACCAUUGGAUAUGGGGACAUGGUUCCCAACACAUACUGUGGCAAAGGGGUGUGUCUCCUCACUGGCAUUAUGGGCGCUGGAUGCACUGCUUUGGUGGUGGCCGUGGUGGCGAAAAAACUGGAACUAACCAAAGCUGAAAAACAUGUACAUAACUUUAUGAUGGACACGCAGUUGACAAAAAGAGUGAAAAACACGGCUGCUAACGUUCUCAGGGAGACCUGGCUCAUCUACAAGAACACCAAGCUGGUGAGGAAGAUGGACCACGCCAGGGUCAGGAAGCACCAGAGGAAAUUCCUUCAAGCCAUUCACCAAGCUCGGAAAUUAAGAAGUGUUAAAAUGGAGCAACGGAAGCUGAAUGACCAAGCAAACUCUCUAGUGGACCUCGCAAAGACACAGAACAUCAUGUACGACCUCAUCUCUGACCUGAAUGAACGUGGAGAGGACACGGAGAAGCGGAUCGCAGUCCUGGAGACGAAGCUGGAGACGCUUCUGAGCAACCUGCAGGCUCUGCCAGGCCUCAUCAGCCAGCUGAUCAGCCAGCAGCACCGCGACUUCCUGGAGGUCCAGCUGCAGCCGUACGAGCGCUCGCAGUCGGUGUCCCGCCGCCGCUCGUCCUCCACCGCACCCCCCACCUCCUCGGAGAGCAGCUAGAGGCCGCCCGCGACUCCCUGGCCAUCGUAUGGCCGGCCAAGUCACAUUCUACUGUAAAGCCUUACGGUUUCAAUGACGCAUUAUCCACAAUUCUGAUGACAGAAUCUGAGCAGGGGGAUAAAUGCGGUUGAAAUGGCAUAAAACUUUCCUCAUGUUUUUUAUUUUUACCUCAGAAAUGUUAGCUUUUCUCUGCUGACAGGUUCACAGAGAACUACAAAGAUGGGGCUAUCGCGAGAACGAGUCGCCUCGUGAAAGCAGUGUCACAACCUCUAUGGCAUAAGAUAAUACUGUGCCAGAAUAGUGCUUCCUAACGGAUAUUCUGCUCUCUCUGCUUAUACAAAACGACGCUGAAUUCUUCCUUCAACCAGCAGGUGUUGCAUUUUUUGUUUGUUUGUUUGUUUGUUUACUUGUUUCUUUUUGUUGAGGAAAUGAUUGAGUGUGUCUGAAUCCAUGGUCAAAUGGGGAUUAAACAGCUGCUGACCCACAGAGCUAACAUACAGAUUUCCUGGACUGGAGGACAAAAAUGUAUAUCUUUUAGGUUAGGAACAGCAUAAGCUACAGCGAUCUCCUUUCGAGCCCCCUUCAGAAGUGAUUAUUUUUGGGGCCAUAUUGCAAAACAAUUUACUGAAUGCAUCUAAAGCUAUACUUGCACUUUUAUGCACUUCGAUACUGACUGACUAUAAUAUGAAUUUGUGUUGCUCAUUAAAAUAACGGUAAG